Molecule: messenger RNA, 1342 nt
Organism: Striga asiatica
Lineage: Eukaryota; Viridiplantae; Streptophyta; Magnoliopsida; Lamiales; Orobanchaceae
Source: the annotation of a GenBank genome assembly
AAACCAGCAUCCAAAGUCCAAGGUUUUAUCCCUAAGUUAAUGCUUGUACUAAGAUAUACAUUUUCUUUUGUGUUAAAGAUAAGAUCAAAUGGACUAAAAUAAUGUCAUCGAUGUGCCCACCAUACACUAAAAUAUUAUUAAAACUCCUUCUAUAUCAUAAACUGUCUAACUCUUCAAUAAUUAUCUAAAAACAAAAGCUACAAUUGUGACACACUAUACUCUAAACAAGUAUCUCAGUUUGUGAGUGUUUUAUCAAUAGCAAUUCCACAAAUGGGUUCUCUUAUGGCAGGUUGGGACUCUCCUAUUUCAGAUCCAAAUCUUGUUAAGUAUAGGAGGAAUAAAUCUCUAACAAAGGAAGAAAUUGAAGCCUUUUGGAAAUCCAAGAGACAAACAGAGGAGGAUCACUUGAAGGAUAUUUCUCUUCUCUCACCCCGCAGCAAGAAAAUUCUACUCGAAGAAGGUGGUGAAAGUGAAGCGGGACUUGAUAAAAUAAUACGGAAAAAUGGCUGGUGGGUGAGCAGUAACUGGGCAUUUCUGAAUGAACCGCCGGUAAUUGCAUCGGAAGGCGGUUCUCAGAGAUAUGCAUCACAGUUCCAUGUUGGGGAAACGGCCGGUUCGAGAUUUACCGGUCGGACCGGUAUUGGUGCUUGAGAAUACCGGGUCACCGCUGUUUAUACUUUGUAGAGCUGUGUGUGAGUGUGUGUAUUUGCGUGUUGACUUUUUCUGGUUGGAAUUUCUUGAAUGAGUUUGCGCCUAGUUUGAUGAAUUUGUGUGAAUAUGGUUUGUGUUAUGGCUUUUGUCCUUAUAAUGUAUGAUUUGAUAUUAAUAGAUUUAAUUCCUCUUCAAAUUUGCUUGCCAUUUUGAGGCAUUUCUUUUUGAGUUAUACAUUUUAAUAAAUGUGGUUUCAUCGAUUGUACAACGAGUAAAGUUAAUGUAAUUUUGAGUUAUACAUUUAAACCCCUCGAGGUGUUUUUUUACAUGUAUAAAUACCCACAAGCAUGGAAUCAUGGAAUCAUUCAUGAAAAAUGAGCUCUUGUAUUAUAUUUUUAAAGUUUGUAUAACAUAUUGUGUCCUUUGAUUUUUUUUGCCAAGUCUUGAGAGUUUUAGUCAAUAGUAUUGUUUGUCGAAGGCUUGUAUAUAUAAAAUAUCGCUAUAUACAAGUCGAAAGUCAUUGUAUCUUGGAAGCGUUUGUCAUUAACCAUGUGUACUUUUACGGGGCAAUUUCAUCUGAAGAAGAGCGUAUUUUACGUGUCUCGAUUUUUUUCAUUUUACCGUCUUUUCUUAAGUCAUCUUCUUGAGCUUUAUAUACACAAUAAAAUUUACAACCUUAAGAUGAUAUCUU